Venustampulla echinocandica is the source of this 1650-nucleotide messenger RNA. RefSeq lists its product as uncharacterized. Gene Ontology annotation, biological process: amino acid transmembrane transport. Lineage: Eukaryota; Fungi; Ascomycota; Leotiomycetes; Helotiales; Pleuroascaceae. Bases 1 to 1650 code for a protein of 549 amino acids. Gene Ontology annotation, cellular component: membrane. Gene Ontology annotation, molecular function: amino acid transmembrane transporter activity. The transcript has 2 exons. The record is from RefSeq and is a predicted model, not a curated record.
AUGGACUCCAAGUAUAACGAGCACGACUUCAAGGCCGAGAAGGGCGCCGAGGAGGACGUGGGUCACCCAGUCUCCGGAGAAAAUGAGUUCAAUCUGGCGGACGGACACAACCAGCUGGAGCGUGGUCUCAAGAGUCGUCAUAUCCAGUUCUUAGCUCUCGGCGGUGCAAUCGGGACGGGUCUCUUUGUUGGAUCUGGCGGCAUCCUCAGCGAUACAGGCCCCGCGCCUCUCUUCAUGGCCUACCUCUCUAUGAUGUUCGUCGUCUGGUGCGUGAUGAACGACUUAGCAGAGAUGGUAACGUACCUGCCGAUGAAAGGUAUCUCGAUUCCCUACUUCGUUGGGCGCUUCGUAGACCCCAGCCUGGCCUUUGCGGCUGGUUGGAAUUACUGGUAUGCCUAUGCUAUGUUGGUAGCAGCAGAGGCCAGCGCAGCGUCCAUUGUGCUCGAGUACUGGCACGCCCCGGUUGGCGUUGCAGUGUGGAUCACCAUGGUCCUGGUGAUUAUCCUGCUACUGAACGUUAUCGCUGUGUCCUUCUUCGGAGAGGCCGAGUUCUGGUUCGCAAGUAUCAAGCUCAUCACCAUCCUCGGACUCAUCAUUCUCGGCGUUGUGCUAUUCUUCGGAGGUGGACCCAAUCACGAUCGACUGGGGUUCAGAUAUUGGAAGAAUCCAGGGGCGUUCAACAACUACAUGGUCCAUGGCAAUCCAGGGACAGGGCGGUUCUUGGGAUACUGGCAUGCGUUUGUCAAGGCCGGCUUCGCAUUUAUCACCUCCCCCGAGCUUAUCGCUAUUGCAGCCGGAGAGACAGUUGAUCCCCGUCGAAACAUUCCCAAAGCUGCUAGGCGCUUCGUGUGGCGUUUGGCAUUGUUCUAUGGCUUUGCAUCUCUAAUCAUUGGAAUCCUCGUGCCAUACACUGACGACCGAUUGCUCGGGGAGUCCAAUGCCAGCGCAAGUCCAUUUGUGAUUGGUAUCAAGGCCGCCGGAAUUCGAGGACUUGACCAUGCCAUUAACGCCGCAAUCCUGACAUCCGCUUGGUCUGCUGGGAACUCCUUCCUAUACUCUGGCUCUCGAGUGCUGUACUCGAUGUCGCUGAACAAGCAGGCGCCAAAAAUUUUCGCCAGAACGAAUAAACACGGUGUGCCGUAUGUUGCGGUCGCGUUCACCUGGAUGUUUUCCCUGCUUGCAUACCUCAACGUCUCCAAUAAUGGUGCCACGGUCUUCAACUGGUUCGUGAACAUCUCCACCAUUUCAGGCUUCAUCGCCUGGAUCGUCGUCAUGGUCACCUAUCUACGCUUCCGCAAGGCUUUCGUUUACCACGACCUCCUUCACACGCUCCCCUACAGAACACCAUUACAACCAUACCUCACCUACUUCGUGCUUUUCAUCAUCACUCUCCUCACCCUGACAAACGGCUUCCAAAUUUUCUGGCCCAAUAAAUUUAAUGCCACGGAUUUCCUCGCCGCGUAUAUCACGCUUCCCAUCUUCCUGGCGCUAUACUUCGGUCACAAGAUAUAUUUCCGCACCCGUUUUGCGAUUCCCGUAGCUGAGAUUGACAUUAUAUCAGGCAAGAAGGAGAUGGAUGAGCUGGCCGAGAUGGAGCAACCGCGUGUGGCCAAGAACUUAUUGCAGAAGAUCUGGUUCUGGCUUGCUUAA